Molecule: messenger RNA, 474 nt
Organism: Corticium candelabrum
Lineage: Eukaryota; Metazoa; Porifera; Homoscleromorpha; Homosclerophorida; Plakinidae
Exons: 1
Coding region: 1-474 (157 amino acids)
Source: RefSeq, a predicted model, not a curated record
AUGGUAGAGAGGUACAAGUUUAUACAAAGACACCAGCGGCAAGGUGAGUCUUCUAGGAAGCACGUUUCGGCGCUUCGUGAGCUGGCGGUAACCUGCCGGUUUGGUGAGUUGCAUGAUGAACUAGUCCGUGAUCAACUCAUUGAGAAGACGAUUCACCAGAAGGUUAGAGAGAGACUGCUGAUGGAGUUGGACGACAUGUCGCGUGAUAAGGCUUUGAACCUGGCUUCUCAAAUUGGGCAGGCGCUGCAUGAAUCUAAGAAGAUGGAAGUUAGAAGGGAGUUUGAAGAGAACAUUGAUGGUUUAGACAGGGAAACUGAUGUUAAGGACACACUAAAGGGUAAAGUCGUAGGCCAUGUUCGUAGAGUUCAAUCACAAGGGAGGGCUAGCACACGAAGUAGUGCAAUAUUAACGUGUGGGAACUGUGGUCUUCAACAUCAACAGUCGAGAGCUUCUUGCUGUCCAGCGUUUGGGUAG